Molecule: messenger RNA, 1384 nt
Organism: Rhagoletis pomonella (apple maggot)
Lineage: Eukaryota; Metazoa; Arthropoda; Insecta; Diptera; Tephritidae
Source: RefSeq, a predicted model, not a curated record
GUUCCGGCAGUGAAUGUAAAGGGAUCGACACGGUCAAGGAACAUAAGACAUUUGAACCAGUUACUAUAUUGGGAUUUAUUUCUUCAAAUAUAUGUUUUGUACGACUUGUAAAGGAUACGGAAGCUCAUUUAACUACUCUCAAGAAGAUAGAUGCGAUUGGAAGAGAAGCCCCAUUGUUGGAUAUUUUCCCCUCGGCUCAUACAUUAGCUCUUACGUUAUAUAACGGUAUGUUUAGCCGUGUUGAAGUACUGUCUUUUCCAGAUCAAAAACAUGCCAAAGUUUUGCACUGUGACUAUGGGGUCGUGGCAACUAUCGAAAUUUCCGAUCUACGAGUUGCAGCCGGGGAUAUUCUAAAGUUGCCCCGUUUUUCUAUGAUGGUAAAACUUCAUAACGUAAAUGAAUAUUCGCCUACUGAAACUCUUACGAGCUUCCUUAACCAAUUCGAAGGUAUUGAGUGCCAAAUGCGUUAUUGCGUUUUACCAGUGGGAGAGGACGAAGUAGAGCUCGCUAUUUUGGGAUCACGGAGAAAUAUUAAUGAAGAAGUUGUAAAAUUUUGUUCAAAAAUUGCUCUGACAAAUUCCCUGCGUUCAAAUCAUAAAACAAUUGAGAAAGAGGUUGGACAACAUGAAAAUGAAAUUCCAACUGAGGCAGGCAAAGCCGAUAUGUUACUGGAUUUAAAUCACAAUUCUCCAUAUCAGAGUGCGGUUCAAAUGGCUAUAUCCACAAAUUGCGGUGAGAACUUUGGAGAUAAGCCAAUUAUUUCUCCACCUUUCGAAAUAUACGUGUUCAAAUCCGAUUUAAUAAAUUUUAAAGUCGUGGUCUUGGAUACUUCUGCUUUGAACUAUGGGUACAUAGGAUGUAUCGCCGAAACAGAUCUAAAAUAUUUGGUAAAAGUUCAAGAAUAUUUAAGCCGUUAUAAAGAUAACAAGCAAUACUAUAGCCCUAAAUUGCAUGAAUACUGCUUGGCAAGAUUCGAAAAUGAAUGGUAUAGAGCCAGGGCAGUAAAAGUAAAUGAUAACGCACGUUAUACCGUAGUCUACUUGGACUUCACCAAUGAGAGCGUGUUAACCUCAAAAGACAUUCGCCGCUAUCCCGUUGAUUUGAAUGGGGCAUGUCGCACAAACCUUUGUUUAAUUGAUGGCUUGCCAACUUCGUUAAAAAAUGAACAUGUAAACUUUUUGAAAAAGGAAAUAACUACAGAGAGUAAGCUCCUUAUUGAUAGGGUUAAAGAGAUUGUGCAACAAAUUGUAGUGGUCGAAUGUCAGCAUAUAAUUAAAAAAAUGUUAAAUUUGGGGCUUAUAUGAGUUUACCAGUAUUGUUACUAUUGCCAGCUUAUGUACUUUACCAGUGAAAUAAAUGAAUGAAAUUUAUUUUCUUUAUAUAG